This is a messenger RNA of Gracilinanus agilis (Agile Gracile Mouse Opossum), 1241 nucleotides long. RefSeq names its product cerebellin 3 precursor (gene CBLN3). The record is from RefSeq and is a predicted model, not a curated record. Gene Ontology annotation, molecular function: protein binding. Lineage: Eukaryota; Metazoa; Chordata; Mammalia; Didelphimorphia; Didelphidae. The transcript has 3 exons. The coding region runs from base 158 to 832 and encodes 224 amino acids.
AAACACACAGAUCCUGUGGAUCCCAGGUAGAGAUGGAACAAGAGAUAGAAAGACCAGUUGGCCAGGAGAUUGGGGCAAAGAAACAAGAGGAGCAGUUCAUAUAGGGCCAAAAGAGUCCCUAGGACAGAAAAGGGCAGGAGGAAAAAGAAACUAAAAGAUGGAGAAAAAAGAGCUAGAAGAAGCAAAGAGAGAAGAUAUGGUGGGCUUCAUCUCUGCAUUACUAGGAAUUACUUGGACACUGGAAAAACCACCUAAGAUCGUAAUGUCUUUCCUGAUACUUGUACUCCUGGCCUUAGGAUCAGGGCAGGCACAGGAAGGGACAGAGCCUGUCAUGUUGGAAGGAGAGUGCCUGGUGGUAUGUGAACCUGGGCGGGCAACUACAGGAGGUCCGAGCGGGGCAGCCCUGGGAGAGGCUCCCCCAGGACGGGUGGCCUUUGCUGCUGUCCGUAGCCACCAUCAUGAACCAGCUGGAGAAACAGGCAAUGGUACCACUGGUGCCAUCUACUUCGACCAGGUCCUGGUGAAUGAAGGCAAUGGCUUUGACAGGGCCUCGGGAUCCUUUGUUGCCCCUGUCCGAGGUGUCUAUAGUUUCCGGUUCCAUGUGGUGAAGGUAUACAACCGCCAGACUGUCCAGGUGAGCCUGAUGCUGAAUACAUGGCCUGUGAUCUCAGCUUUUGCCAAUGACCCUGAUGUGACCAGAGAGGCAGCCACCAGUGCUGUGCUCUUGCCCCUGGACCCAGGGGACCGAGUAUCCCUGCGUCUGCGUCGAGGGAACCUGCUUGGUGGUUGGAAAUUCUCCAGCUUUUCUGGCUUUCUGAUCUUUCCUCUCUGAGGGAAAGUAUCCCCCUCCCCUCUUUUUUUUUUUUUUUUUUUUUCCCCAAACACCUCCACCCUUCCCCAUACACUUACUCUGGCAUCCUUCUCUUCUUUCAUCUUCCUCCUGGAAUGCAGGAAUGGCAAGGAACUUUCUUCAGAGGGAGGGAUUUUAAUCAGCCCUGGGCCUCCAACUUCCAUUCAUUUCAACUCCAAUAGUAGUAGUAGGAUCCCUCUGGAGUAGGGAAUAUAACUUUAUUUUCCACAUCCCCAAAUCACAUGUGCAAAUAUGUGGUCCACCAGUAGAUACUCUUUUAGGUAAGUGCAGUUAAAGGACAUUUUCUUUUCCCAAAAUUGUCAUCAUGCUAAAAAAUCCAGAAUGGAGAGCUGACAUCUUCAUAUUCUAUUCUUUUUGCAUGGGCACAAGU